Messenger RNA from Lycium ferocissimum, 1078 nucleotides. RefSeq names its product zinc finger A20 and AN1 domain-containing stress-associated protein 8-like. Gene Ontology annotation, molecular function: DNA binding; zinc ion binding. The transcript has 2 exons. Lineage: Eukaryota; Viridiplantae; Streptophyta; Magnoliopsida; Solanales; Solanaceae. Bases 169 to 663 code for a protein of 164 amino acids. The record is from RefSeq and is a predicted model, not a curated record.
AAAGGUUUCUAUAUUUAGAAAGAGUUUGUCUUUUCUGAAACGGCCUAAAAAGGUAAAGGAGUAUCAUUUUAAUAUUCUUUUCUUAGGAGCUCCUCCCUAAUCAUCUUAAAAAUUUGUCGUCAUCUCUUAUUCUUCAUCUCUCAAUUUCUCCAAUUCUUCGAUUGAGAUAUGGAGUCAUCUAAAGAGACAGGUUGCCGAGCUCCAGAAGGCCCCAUCCUUUGCAUCAACAACUGUGGUUUUUUCGGUAGUGCAGCCACCAUGAAUAUGUGUUCCAAGUGUCACAAGGAAAUGAUACUUAAGCAGGAACACGCAAAAUUUGCAGCUGCAUCCAUCGAAAACAUCGUAAAUGGAAGCUCAAACAGUGUUGAAAAAGAAGCUGUAGAAGCCAUAUCAGCGGAAUUAAAGGUUGUGUCUGCAGAAGCAUCUUCAGAUAUAACCUCAGAGAUUUCAGAAGUGAAGCCAAAAGAGGGUCCGAAUAAGUGCACAGCUUGUCGUAAGCGUGUGGGUUUAACAGGUUUCAACUGCAAGUGUGGAAAUCUUUUCUGUGCUGUUCAUCGUUAUUCAGACAAACACAACUGCCCGUUUGAUUAUAGGAAUGCUGGUCAGAAUGCAAUAGCAAAAGCAAAUCCUGUCAUCGUAGCAGAAAAGCUUAAUAAGAUAUAAGAGGCAUGAUGCUUUUACUUUAAAAUCUGUCCAUAGUCCGAUAAGUUGGUCUCAUCUUACAGGGUCUCCUAUGAAUAUGCAUGGAUCGUAUAAGGCGAUGAAAAUUGGUUUGGGGUUGGGUUUUUUUUUUUUUUUUUUGGGUUGGGGGGGGGGGGGGGGGGUGGGGGUUUCUUUUCAAGUACUAGAGCCUAGAUUAUUUCUGGUGUGUAAGUUGUUAUAUAUGCUGGUUUGGUGGACAUUUUUAUGGAAUUUGUAAUUUGUCCUUGUUCUUUCCCAUUUCUCUGCUUCAUGUCUAAUAUAAUGUGCAUAAUGACUAUCCCUUUAAAACAAGCACGAUCACAUUUGGAGAGGCUAUUAUUGAAGAUUGUAGAGUGUAAAUAUUUGUUAAAUUUCAACAAAGCUUCUAUUAAACAUA